AUGUAACCAUACUCUAGACCAAGUAAUUUAAAUACAAAUGGAUUUUGUUAAGUGGAAUAAAAUUUUCACAUUUAAAAUGAAUUUUAAUAUAAUAGAAAUAUAAAUUAAGAUGAUCAAUUUAUUGAAUAAAAAAGAACAAAUAUUUAAUAGCACAAUAAUGUUUAGGAAGUUAGAAGUGAUUUUCCAAAUAAUAAUAAUCUCAAUGAUGAUGAAAAUUAAAAUACCCAAUAAUUUGAAACUACAUAAUAAUAGUUAAGGGCAAUUUAUUUAUUUGCUUUAUUAGAAUCAGUUAUUGCUAUUAUAUUAAUAACUUUUUUUUACUACAUUAAAAGUCUUUAAUAAUAUCUUAUAGAUGAAAAUACACUUCAAUUAAAUAAACUAACAUUUUAUUGCAUGAACAUUCCUAUAUUUGUUCUUUUGUUUAUUAUUUUUAUUGUAUACAGUGCAAAUAGAGUAUAAAUUUAAAAUUAAUAAAGAAUCCCCCUGAAGAAUUCAAUAAGAUAGCAAUAUUAACCUACACUUUGGUAUUUCAAUAUACUAUUGUUUGCUAUGGCAUAUUUUAGUUUAAAAAAUUGAAUCAAGGAUGUAAAAAUAUAUUCUUAUAAUUAAAUAAUUAGUCCUUUACAUUUAAAUCACUUAAGGCCUUAUUGUUCUUAUCCUGAUUAUAUUUAUUGUAAGGCCUAAAUAUAGUUUCAACUUGAGAAGUACUAUUUUAUAAUCUAUAAGGUUAUUUUUUGAUUGUUAUUGUCUCAACCUUAUUCUUAGUACUAUUUAUGUCAAUUUUUUUUGAAGAUCUAAAAUUUUGGUGGAUGUUUGGGGUUCCUGUGAUUGCAUAUUUUUUUGCCCUCAAAUUAUAAAUAUUUUGUUGGGUAAUUAUAACGUUUAUACAUAUUUAGAUAGAUUAAUCUUAGAAUAAUUCAAUAUUGGUUUUGAUUCAUUAUGGCAUAUUCUAACUGAUGAUUUUAGUUUUCGUAAUUAUUAUCAUAAUUUAAAAACAUUUGUAAUGA
Molecule: messenger RNA, 1007 nt
Organism: Paramecium sonneborni
Lineage: Eukaryota; Ciliophora; Oligohymenophorea; Peniculida; Parameciidae
Source: the annotation of a GenBank genome assembly